GCUUCAUCCGCGUCGUUCUACGGAGUACAUCGCGUGGACGUAAUCUUUUAGUGCAGUUCGCUCCACCUUCCAUGCUGUGCCUUGCUAUGGUGUGAUGGACACUCCAUUCCCAAUGCCGAGCCUCGCGGCAUUCUUCAACACUCAAAAGAAAACCCGACCACUCUUCCCCUCGUUCAAUUGAAUCUCCGAUCAAGUCUCUGAAACCGGCGAAUUGGUGGCGCAACAAUGUCCGACCACGUCCUGUCCCAGCUUCCAGCUCUCCAGGCUGCGGUGGCCACCGACUGUCAGAUCUUGCACGAUCCCCAAGACCCAGAAUUCCAGAAGCGCCUGGCUCGAUGGACCGAUAUCGACCGGAAAGUGCCCGCUGCCAUUGUUCUCCCACGGUCGGAAGAGGACUGCCUCGAGACAGUAAGAUGGGCUCUCAAGUCAUCCAUUCCAUUCGUGCCUAAGAGUGGCGGCCAUAGCCCGUGGUCAACUAUCGGAGUCGAGGGAAUCGUCAUUGACCUCACUUUCUAUACCGGUGUGCACGUUAAUGCGGAUGGGACGGCCACGGUAGUAGGGGGAAUCCUGGCCAAGCAAGUGUCCGUGUGUCUAGCAGAAGCAGGCCUGUUCACCGCACUCGGAAACGGCAACAGCGUGGGUGCCAUCCCCUACCUCCUCGGGGGAGGAGGCUCCAUCACGAAUUCCAUCACCGGCUUCGGAUCCGAUCAAAUUUUAGCGGCGCGGCUGAUCACGGCCACAGGAGAACUGGUCGAGGUCACCAAGGAGACGCAGCCCGACCUUCUCUGGGGAGUGAAAGGAGCUGGGCAGUUCUUCGGCCUUGUCACCCAACUGACCGUUCGUACCCACCCCUUGACAGCACUGCGCAAGCAGCAGGGCUUGAUCUGGGUCGGGGCCUUCAUCUUCCCACUUGAUCGGGCGACAGAGGUGGUACCCACCAUGAAGCAGAUCAUGGAUGAUCCCACCCAUGCGACUGCGGGCCUCAUGAUGGCCAUUGCUCCGCCGCCUGCGCGGACCCCAUCGCUGGUGAUCUCUGCGCGGUAUACGGGGGACGAGGCUCCUGAGGUGCCAUUCAAAGCCUUGUAUGACUUGCAACCUAUCGCCACGACUGGGAGAGAGCUACCAUAUCAGAACGUGAAUGAUGACAGAGAAGCGCUAUGCGCCAAGGGCGACUUUAAGCGGUUCGGAUUAGUCGGACUAGAUGAGUUUCGGGUAGACGCGUUCGUUCAAGCCAUCGAGAUCUGGAAGAAAUUGGUCCACGAGUGCCCAGAUGCGAUCAAUACGACCUUUAACGUUCAGUGGGACUCGCGACCAGUCAAGGCACCCGAGCAGGACUCGGCCAUGUCUUCACAUGACAUCCGUUACUGGCAGGUCAAUAUAGUGUGGCAUACCGAUGUGAAGAAUCGUCGCAAGGUUGACGAGUACAACGAAGAGUGCGUGGCCGUGAUGCGUGGGCCGGACGAGACCCGCUACGUCGAUUUCCAGAACGCGACACGGACGGGGCCUAUCCAGAGACGAUAUCGAGGUGAAGCGCGGCUGACGAGGCUCCGGCAACUGAAGCAAAAAUGGGAUGCGCAUGGGGUAUUUACGAGACAGUUGCUUAACUGAGCAUGACCGGAGACCAAACCACAUCCGAAUCGUGCUGGUGCAUCGGGCUCCAAACUCCGUUCUGUCAUACCAAUAGACUAUUAGACGCCAUUUGAACAGCGUAAUUUCCCGCACGAGAGGAUGGGUAGAUGUCUCAAUCACUCCCCAGGAUGAGUCACCGGGGCAAUACCAAAUGGAA
Aspergillus sclerotioniger CBS 115572 is the source of this 1786-nucleotide messenger RNA. RefSeq names its product FAD-binding oxidoreductase. The coding region runs from base 226 to 1608 and encodes 460 amino acids. The record is from RefSeq and is a predicted model, not a curated record. Gene Ontology annotation, molecular function: FAD binding. The transcript has 4 exons. NCBI's taxonomy places the organism in Eukaryota, Fungi, Ascomycota, Eurotiomycetes, Eurotiales, Aspergillaceae.